AUGCCUCACACAAGCCGCAAGAAAAAGAACAUCCAUAGCAAGAGAAGGGAAAUUGUAGACGAUGAUGGCUGGACGAGGGUCACCUCUAACUCUUCAACGCCUCCGACAGUUGAGCUGCGGAACCAGACCAAGGGCGAGUGGGAGCAGAUCCCCAAUGGGAGCGCCGGAGUGCACACACUCGUAGGAGGGCUUCGAUCGCUCUCUUCGCCAAUGCCACCCGUCAAGGGGUCAACGCUCGAGACGAUGCGGGCGCAGUUCGCCAGAAUCGAAGAGCGAUGGCUAAAGACAGACCUAUGCAGAAGGCUGGAGCAAAUCCUAAGAGACAGGAUCUUGACUAGAGGAUGCCGCAUCUCUAACUGUGCGGUGUUCGGGACAGGCAGCUUCUGCGGCGACGCGGUUCAUUGGAUUGACCGACACGAGUCGGCCUAUUUCCAACUGGCGGCUUUUCGGACAGUGGUCCAGUCGAUAGAACGAAUGCAAGGACCUGUGCUGCAAGCUUACGCCCAGGAACCGUAUUACAACGACCUCGAUACGUGUUUCCUGACCAGUCUAAAUAUCACGAAAGUUGACCACCCCAGAGGAUUCGAAGUCCUUGAUGGAAAUUCGUUCGCCUACUCUCCAGCUGCGGAACCAGAGGUUGAGAGCCAGAUCACACCUCGAGCUCCUCGAAUAUGGCUGCAUAGGUCGUUCGACUACUCAGGGGAGGGAGAAAAGGAAUCAGACGCAAGCUCUCACACAAAAGCCCUGUAUCAAAGGAGCCAUGAGCAUGCGGUACUGCCCGAGUCAGACCUCAAAAACUUGCCGUUCCAUGGCUCCGUGAUCUGGUGGCGCAAAACCGAUGACACGGAUGAGAAAUAA
Molecule: messenger RNA, 858 nt
Organism: Fonsecaea erecta
Lineage: Eukaryota; Fungi; Ascomycota; Eurotiomycetes; Chaetothyriales; Herpotrichiellaceae
Exons: 1
Coding region: 1-858 (285 amino acids)
Source: RefSeq, a predicted model, not a curated record